AGAAUAUACAGGGGGCAUCCAUCAUAUCACUGCACAGCCUUGGAGUAAAAGGAAUACAGAGACCACUUCAUAAAAUAAUGAAGCAUGGAUGUGUCAUAGCUGCUCAUGGAAUUUCCUUGCAGGAGAAUGGUAGCAAAACUGAUGUGUGUGACCUUAUUGGUAGUGGUUGGUCAGUCUCCGGCUGGUGGAUUAGGGUCAACUCAGCUGAUCAGAUUGCUAGAGAUCUGAAAAGGAGAUUCGUGCUGACAUGUCCUCUCGGCCAGCAAAGUUGCUCCCGAUCUGCUCGCGUUGGCCAGCUGCUCUGACUUGCUCCAGUCUUUUCGGAGCUGGAGUAAUUUAUCAACAAUCGUGAGGACAGCAUGAUUGCCACAGGGGGCCUCUUAAGGAUCUCAGCUCGAAAACAAGACCCUCUCCAUCCCAAAAGUCAAGUUCCAAAAAAAAAAAGGAAGGCAAAAAAGAAACGUAAGAAUGAUGUAGUGGUGGUAAAAGGCAAGCUUAAACUUUGCUCUAUCUCUGGAUUAAUUGCUCUAUGUGGAAUUUUGGUACUUUUAGUUGGAAUUGCAAUGGCUGUCAUAGGAUACUGGCCAAAAAGUAACUCUGUCUAUAAUGGAGGUCUUGGAACAAAGCAAGCCAAAUAUUUAACUGGGGAUAUAAAUGUAAUCAGUGCAAAUAAAAACCAAUCCCAAAUAAAAAAUAAUCUUAGAGCAAGUCAGACUGACUUUGUACAAAGCAACAGCAACUUUACUAGAAGCCUUCAUAAAAAAAAAUCCUCUGGUUUUCUUGCAGGUCUGUUUUCUGGAUACUUGCACUCAGAUAACCUUAAGGUGUUUGGUCCUCUUAUAAUGGGCAUUGGAAUAUUUCUCUUUAUUUGUGCUAAUGCUGUUCUUCAUGAAAACAGGGAUAAGAAAACUAAGAUUAUAAACUUGAGAGACCUAUAUUCAACCGUGAUUGAUGUUCAUGGUCUGAAAUGCAAAGAUGGAGCCCCUUUGAAUGGAUUUGUGAACUGUGUGCAAUCUCGGAGCAUGGACAUGAAAGUUGGAGAUACUUUUGGGGCAGCAAUGUUAGCCAAGAGCUCCUGGCAUUCAGCUCUUGGGGGUCCCAUUUCUUUUUCCCCUCCAAACCUGAGAGAAAUAAGGACAUCGUCUCCAAAAUUAUAUCGACAGCCAACAGAACCACCAAGCAUAUCAGAGGCAGUGUAUAGCAUUUAUCGUGAGCGAUCAGCCUCUGCCAUACCUUUUGACAGAGUUUCAGGGAGAGAAGGGGAUAAAGACCCCCUCUCAUUAUCACCAGAUCUAGGAUGGGAUAGGAGCAGUGCAGGCUCCAUUGUUGGUUCUUCCCUCAGUGCUUUCACUCUGCCUAUUGUCAAAUUAGAUAGUUGUCUUUUAGAGAAGAAGCCAGAACCUAUGCUUGAAAGAAAAGGUGCCAAAGAAGAUUCCAGGGGGGAGAUUGAAAUGAGCUUGACCAACCUUAGCCAUGCAGACUUGAAUUGGGAAAUUUCCAGAAACCAUAGAAAAAUACUUUUAAGGCGACAGAGCACUAGCUGUUUGCCUGACCUAAGAAAACCUAUGUUACACGGGCCUUUGUCAGAGUUAGGCAGCCAGUCUCUAAGUAGCACAGACCUAGACUGCAGCCUUUUAAUGAGAUGUUCUUCAUCUGGUAAAACAAAACCUGUGGAUUGUUUAAAAACAUCACCAUUGAUCAGAAAAUAUUCUCAAAGCUCAGAGUCUGACCAAUCAAGCAAUAAGGGCUACAUUCAUCUAGACGAGGCAGGAACCUCAUUUGAUUCUAUUGACAACUCAACCAAUAAAACCCAAGACUGUGAAGAAGAUGCCCAGGAUAUAGACAUUCAGAAUUCUUUGGAAGGUACCAGCAAAGAAAAAAGUUUAAAAAGUCAUCAAAAGAUAUAUACAAAUAAAGAAAAACUGAUGAUGCUUUCCAUGUCUCAUGUUAGUUUAGAUGAUAAUGAUGUAGACAACACAAGCAUUUAAAGCACAAAUCUGAUUUUAAGAAAAAUGCACCAUGUGAUUUUACCCAUUAUGUUCCUGCACUUGUCAAUAUCCAAAGAUCUGCAGUAUAAAUAUCAUAACAAUAUUGGUGACACCAUUGUGUGACAACCAAGUCAUUUAACCACCUGAUUUGUGAUUGUAUGUAUAAUUCAAUCAUACUUUAUCAAUAAACAGCCUAGUAGAUAUUGCAGGUCUUUAAGUAUGAUUUGAUAGCAUAUUUUGACAA
Messenger RNA from Bombina bombina (fire-bellied toad), 2232 nucleotides. It is a transcript of the gene TMEM200C, whose product is annotated as transmembrane protein 200C. The coding region runs from base 360 to 1988 and encodes 542 amino acids. NCBI's taxonomy places the organism in Eukaryota, Metazoa, Chordata, Amphibia, Anura, Bombinatoridae. The transcript has 2 exons. The record is from RefSeq and is a predicted model, not a curated record.